Lodderomyces orthopsilosis Co 90-125 is the source of this 11352-nucleotide messenger RNA. It is a transcript of the gene TRA1, whose product is annotated as histone acetyltransferase. Gene Ontology annotation, cellular component: nucleus; NuA4 histone acetyltransferase complex; SAGA complex. Gene Ontology annotation, molecular function: protein binding; transcription coregulator activity. Gene Ontology annotation, biological process: DNA repair; regulation of DNA-templated transcription. The record is from RefSeq and is a predicted model, not a curated record. The coding region runs from base 1 to 11352 and encodes 3783 amino acids. NCBI's taxonomy places the organism in Eukaryota, Fungi, Ascomycota, Pichiomycetes, Serinales, Debaryomycetaceae. The transcript has a single exon.
AUGUCGUAUACAGCACAGCUAGACGCGUUUGUAUCGCGACUCAAUGAAAGUACUGAUUAUACAGCUAAACAUGCAAUAUUGUCAGAAUUGUUAGAUACAAUUGAACAAUUCAGUGGUGCUACUGAAUAUGAGUACUUCUUAAAGAAUCUUGUACCAAUAUUCUUGAAAGAGCUCGAGGACGUACCCAUUUCAUACGUUUCAACAAGCCCAGAGCAAAAGUUGAGAAAUAGCACCUUGGAGAUCAUUCACAGAUUAAUUAUGAAUGAAACGUUUCAACCAUUUUCAGAGCAAAUAUUGGACGCUUUGACAAAGAUCCUAGUAGAGGAGAAUGAAGAUAAUGGAGUUUUAUGUAUGAAGAUAAUUACCAGUUUACAGAAAGCUUAUAAAACCACUUUAGCAGAGAAAGUACAACCGUUUUUGGAAGUUAUACAAAAAAUUUAUGAGAACAUGGAUCAAACUGUUGAGGAUGUUUUCUCAAAUGACACUUCAAGCAAUGAUAAUAAAGAGAAUGCCAAUGAUGAGCAAGACAUGUCACCUACCAACUCAUUCAACGAAGAGGCUCUAACAAAAACAUUGAGCAAAGCCAUGUUCUCGUUUAAGACCCUAGCUGAAUGUCCAAUUACAAUGGUUUCAUUAUACUCAUCUAAUAAACAGCUAGUUGGGCCAUCGCUCCCGCACUUUUUGCCCAAAAUAAUGCACAUUUUACAAUUACAGGUGAAACAACAAGAGCAAUACCGUCAAGAAUCAGAAAAUAACAUUGUCACAUCGAUAUCACCUAAGGUCAAAAAUAGACAGGCAUAUAGCGAGUUCAUAUUAGGACAAGUUAAAGCUGCAUCAUUUUUGGCAUAUGUAUUUAUCAGAGGAUAUGCUAAUCAAUACUUGAAGCCAGAAGAGAGCGCAUGCAUCCCUGAUGUUAUUCUUCGAUUGUUGCAGGACUGUCCAGCAGAGUUAUCUAUUGCAAGAAAGGAGUUGCUUCAUGCAACAAGACAUAUACUAUCAACACCAUUUAGAACACAAUUUAUCCCCAAAUUGGGAUUACUCUUUGACGAGAAAAUUUUGAUUGGUGACGGAUUGACUUCUCAUGAAACUUUGAGGCCGUUGGCUUAUUCAAUGGUUGCUGAUUUCAUUCACAACGUGCGAGAUGAAUUGACCCCUGCCCAGAUUUGGUCGACUGUUACUAUAUAUUCAGGAUUGUUGAAAGAUGAAUCUUUGCCAAUGUCAGUGCAAAUCAUGAGUGCAAAGUUACUUUUGAAUCUAGUUGAGAAAAUUAUGACACUCCCUAAUAAAUUGGAGGGCAGACAGUUAUUCUUAAUCAUUAUUGAUGCUUAUGCCAAACGUUUCAAAAACUUGGACCGUAAAUAUGACUAUAUUAUCGCCAAGCAUGAUGAAUACGAGAAAAAGAAACUUGGUCGAGAAAAGGAUUCAAAAAAAGCCAUUGAGAGAUACUCAUCUAAGCGCAAUCAAGUUGAAAAAGAGAAAAUUGCUGACGCAGAGAAUGAUAAGAUGGAUGUGGAUAAAGAAGAAGCACGUGAGGAAGCAGACCCCCAAGUUGACAAGGCAUUAGGUUUAAACAUAUACAACAUUGACUCAUAUUCACCAAUUGCUUCAGUCCCAACGCCUAACACCACAGAUGUAUUAAAGGAUGCAAGAUACCUUUUCCGUACUUUGAUGCAAUUCUUGAAAUCAGUAGUAUUUGGGUUGAAACAUUGUAACCCUCCAGUGCCCCCACAACCAGUCAUUACUGAUCCAACCAAGCAACAGCAAGUAAACUAUGACAAAUGGAAUGAUUCAGCGAAGCUCAUUUCGGUCGAGGAAGUGAAUAUUCUUCGUUCUUUGUUUAGAGGAGGUGUUAGCUGCCUUCGUUACUUUUCAGUAUCAAAACCUAAACCAACAAUUUCACAAAAGGCAUUUGAUUUUUCUACAGGUGGUCCCAAUUUACCAAUUACUUCGUCCAAAGAUGAGAAGGAUUUGAUGGAAAUAUUUGCAACCAUAUUCAUAAACAUAGACCCGGCUUCAUUUAACGAAAUUGUUAGCUCUGAAUUGCCAUUCAUGUUUGAAUCUAUGUUGGAAAAUGCAGCUUUGUUGCAUCUACCUCAGUUUUUCCUUGCCAGUGAAGUAACAUCAGCAAACUUUUCAAGUAUAUUGAUAUCAUUUUUGAAGGAAAAGUUGAGCCAGCUUGGAAAUGCUGACAUGAUAAAGUCCAACAUUCUUAUACGACUUUUCAAAUUGUGCUUCAUGUCGGUGAACCUAUUCCCCACCACUAAUGAGGGAGUCUUGCUUCCUCAUUUGAAUUACCUCAUAUUGGAAUCAUUGAAACUUGGAACGAAAGCCGAAGAGCCCAUAGUAUACUCCUAUCUUGUCAGAAUAUUGUUUAGGAGUAUCAGUGGCGGCAAGUUCGAAAAUCUUUACAAAGAGAUUAUGCCUAUACUACCUGUUUUGUUGGAGAAUUUGAACAAAAUGAUUGCGAAUUCUCAGAGACCAUACGAGAGAGACAUUUAUGUCGAGUUGUGUUUGACUAUUCCAGUUAGAUUGGCAGUUUUAGUCCCACAUCUCAAUUACUUGAUAAGACCACUUGUAUAUGCAUUAAACGGACCACAGGAAUUGGUCAGUCAAGGCAUGCGUAUAUUCGAAUUAUGUGUCGACAAUUUGACCGCCGAAUAUUUUGAUCCAAUAAUUGAGCCUGUAGCUGAUGAAAUUAUGACUGCUUUGUGGAAACAUCUUGAACCUGUACCAUAUCAUCAUCAACAUAGUCACACUGCUAUUAGAAUUUUAGGUAAAUUAGGGGGCAGAAAUCAUCGAAAGAUUAAAUCCCAUGAAAACUUGAUUACAAAAUCGGAUGCAAAUCAGGAGAUUAAAGCCUUAGUUGAAGUAUACGGUUUGAAUGAUUCUGUACCAGUGUCGGUGACACCAGGAGUUGAAUCGGCAAUUAAAUUGUUGGACGAUCCAAGAUUAAAAAUUCAUUAUAGAAUCAGCGCUUUCAAAUACUUGACGAGUAUAUUGAAGCUAUUCAUCAACACUACUCCAAUCCCGGACAACUUUGUUCAAUAUGCGCAGGAAAGUGUUGAGUUUUUGAAGAAGGAUAAACAUGAAGAUGUUGACAUACCAUUGGCACCACUGGAUAUCGAAGAUGGGGAAAAACUUGAUCUUCAACAACAACUUUUUGCCAAAUUGCUCGAAAUGUUAUUUUUCUCGAUAUCAAUACCAGAAUUGAAGGAUGAGGCAAGCGCAUUGAUCGAUGGAUUGACCACUCAUUUCACCUUGUUACAUUUGAGCACUUCUGUGGUUGACAAAAUCAGAAAAGAGCGUAAGUUCUCGGUCAACGAUAACGAAGGAAAAGCAUACAUUAGCGAGAAUGCAUUUCUCAGUGCCAUCACUUACUCUUUAAGCUUUUGGGACAAAGAGGUGAGAGCAAAAGGUGUUGAUGCUGUCAAGAGGAUUUACGAAACCACAGUCACCACAUUCGGAUCUGAGCAAAACGCUUUGUACUCUGUCAUCUUCAGGUCAAUGUUUUACAAAUUCACUCAUUGCUGUUAUAACGAAUUCUACUACACCAAGCUAGGUGGUAUUAUUGGACUUAAGACUAUGUUCCAUGAUUUGGAAAUACCUCCAAGUUGGUUCCAUCAAAGACAGUUUGAAUUGGUGCGCUCCGUAUUCUUUAUUUUGAGAGAUACUCCAGACACUGCGCCUUUUGAAGUACGUAAAUCGGCCAAGGAGUUGGCUCUUGAACUAUUGAGAACAUGCAACAAAGACAUUACGAAAGAAACUGUUAUGGAGAAACCCUUUCAAACUCUUGUUGGGGCAUUAGUAUAUGACUUGGCUAGUCCAACUCCAAUGGUUAGGGAGGUCGCACAGGAAUGUUUGAAAGUUUUGUCUGAAGUGACAUCUACAUCUACAGCAACACUCAUGGGCCCAUGUAAACACUUGUUGUUGACACCGAUUUUUGGAAAACCUCUCAGAGCUUUGCCUUUUCCUAUGCAAAUUGGUAACAUUGACGCCAUCACUUUUUGCUUGGGUUUGCCGGAUACAUUUUUGAGCUUCAAUGAGGAGUUGAACAGGUUGCUUUUGGAGGCAUUGGCGUUGGUAGAUGCAGAAGACGAAUCGUUGGCAAAUGUCCAUCGUUUGAAUGAGCAUCGUACAUCUAACCAAUUGAUUGAAUUACGAGUAGUUUGUAUUAAGCUCCUUUCAUUAGCUUUAUCAAAACCUGACUUUUCAAUUGGAUCCUUAGGUGAAGCAAGAAUCAGGAUUUUGGGCGUGUUCUUCAAGGCUCUUUGUAACAACUCGACGAAGAUUAUCAAUGCUGCUCAUCAAGGGUUGGCAUCUAGUUUACAAGAGAAUGCCAAGUUGCCCAAGGAGUUACUUCAAAAUGGACUUCGUCCAAUGCUUAUGAAUUUGUCAGAUCACAAAAAGUUGACUGUUUCUGGGUUGGAAGCAUUGGCUAGAUUGCUAGAGCUCUUGAUAUCAUACUUCCGUGUCGAAAUAGGUCGAAAAUUAUUAGAUCAUUUGAUGGCAUGGGCACAAAUCAAUACUUUGAGACAGAUUGCUGGACAAAAUCUUGAUAAUAACCACACUGUACAAAUUGUCAUGGCCAUUUUGAACAUUUUCCACUUGUUACCUGCAAAGGCAUAUACCUUUAUGGAGGAAAUUAUCAAUACAUUGCAAUAUUUGGAAGGACACUUGGAUCGUCAUCAAGAUUCGCCUUUCAGGAAGCCAAUAUCGAAGUUUCUCAACAGGUUUGCUGAAAAUUGUGUAGAAUAUUUGAUCAACAAUUUCAAGAAUAGAAAAUUGGGCAAUAUGCUUGCAUCAAUUACUGGAAUGGAUGGAUGUGACAACUUGAGAAAGCACGCCGAGGAGAAAAUUCAAGUGUUGGUGGAUGACGUGACGUCUGAAUCAGACCCAGAAACAAAAGUUGUCAAAUUUGCCAAUAUAAUCGAUUUGGUUGAGGCGAUUUCAAAACAUGACACGGAAUGGUUCAACGGUCAGAAGCAAUUGUUGACUACGUUGUCGGAGGUUCUUGAGGAUAUACAUGACAUAAGUGUGGCCCCUAUUUUAUCAUCAGCUCAUUUUAGAAGUAGCCAAGCCAUUGAGAAGUUACAACAACUUAUUAUCAACUUUACAAAGGCAAACAUGAAUGAAACUGAUUUGAUAUUUUCGGUUGCAAACCGUCAUUGCAAGUUAAAAUACGAUAUUUCAAAUGUGUUUGAAGAUUUCAUUUUUAACGACAUUGUAUCUUCGGAAAAUUUAGACUUGAAGAUCCUGUACCUCAACAAGACUGUUGGUUUUAUAAAUGAGUCAGAGCCAUGCUUGAAGGCAAAAAUUUUCUUCCUUAAACGAGUUUUCGGCCCCAUCUUCGUGUAUGAGUAUGCCAAAAAGGGAGAUCUUGCACACGUGUUUGAAAAGGAGACCUCAUGGUUAGAAAAGCUCCAUAACAGUGUUUGGAAAUCACAAGACGAUAUCAUUGGUAGCCACACUUCUGGAACCAUUGAUGGCUAUAGGUCAGCACUUUUGGAAAGUACAGCAUUGUUGCUCAAGUUGGCUUCUACUCAUAUCAGUGAAUUGCGUAAAGAUAUCAUCAAAUUCAGUUGGAAUUAUAUUAAGCUUGAUGAUAGUAUCACCAAACAAAUUGCUUAUGUCACGACUGCCUACUUUAUCGCUGCAUAUGAUACUCCCGGUAAGUUGGCGACACAAGUGUUUGUUGCUUUGUUGAGAACCCAUCAAACCGAUUCCAGGCAUUUGGUAAGACAGGCAUUGGAUAUAUUAGCACCUGUGAUGUCAAAGAGGAUGAAGGAUGCAGACUCACCCGAUAGUUGGUUGAAGUGGCCACGUCGGAUCCUUUCAGAGGAUGGUUUCAAUGUCACUCAAGUUUUGAAUGUUUACCAAUUUAUUGUCCAGCAUCCAGAUUUGUUUUUUGUCGCUAGAGAGCACUUUAUAUCUAACAUCAUCACCGCCAUGGGUAAGUUGACUAUUUUAGCUAAUCCUGCCCUUGAAAAUCAGCUUUUAGCUAUCGACUUGGCCGAGUUAGUGUUGUACUGGGAAAGAAAAGCUAAGGAAAUUGAAAAAGAAUCCGAGCAAGCGGAAGAAAAGCCUAGCGAGCCUGCUGAAACCGAAUCAGACCUCAAAACUGACGCAGAUUUCACUACAGCUCCGAAUUAUACCAUUCCAUUUGGCCAAAGGGAAGCCUGUGUCACAUUUUUGAUUAGAUAUGUUUGCAUUAGUCCUCAAAGGGCAUCAGAAAGUGAAUUAGGACAAAAGGCUUUAGGAAUAUUGUACGAUUUGUUGAGCCCCGAACACUGGUCAGAAGUUGCUGUGAAGUUGAGCUUCUUUGAAAAGUUCUUGCUUUCUAAUGAUUUGAACUCGAGCAAUUUGUUAGGAUACUGUUUGAAUGCAUUGGAAGUCUUAGGGGUUGUACUAGAGUGGAAAGACCCCGAGUGGAUAGUGUCAAAUUUAAGCUACUUGCAGAAAUUACUUGAGAAAUGUAUCAAGUCUGAUAAUCAUGACAUCCAGGAGAUUUUGCAAAGAAUCUUGUGCACCAUAUUGGAAGCUAUCAAUCAGCAAAAAGGCACUGAAGAAGAUGAGGAAGAGGAAGAUGAUGUAAAGGAGUUUAUCAAUUUGUUGACCACUUCCGUUUCAGAAGACUUGGGUGAUAUGCCUUCGUUUGCUGCAGGUGUGACGCUUUCAUGGACUUUAGCACAGUAUAAGCCAGCCAUCUUGGAUCCUUUAUUACCCACAAUUAUGAAAACCUUUAGCAAACUUUGCAAAGAUCAUAUAACGAUCACACACCAGGGCACUCAAUCCACUUCAAAAGAUAGUGCUAAUGCCGAAUUUGAAGCUAAGAUGACGACCAAGUUGUUGGAAAAGAUUUUAAAUUUGUGUUCAAUGAGAAUUUCAAACUUGGGCGAUCAACGUCGUAUCUUUUUGUCAUUGUUGGCGCAAUUGAUUGAGCGUAGUUUAGACAAAAACACGCUUGAAAAGAUCAUCAAGAUUGUUAAAAACUGGGUGUUUUCAAGGACAGACUUAUUCCCAACAACCAAGGAAAAAGCUGCGAUUUUAUCAAAAAUGAUGGUAUUCGAAGUUAGAGGUGAGCCUACCUUGUCGAAAGAGUUUUAUCAAAUUAUUGUUGAAAUCUUUGAAGACGAUUCGUUCAGUUGUAGUGAAUUGACGGUUCGCAUGGAGCAACCCUUCAUGGUGGGUACGAGGUCUGUUGAUGUUUCAAUUAGACGAAAAUUGAUGUCAAUUUUGAACAACAGCUUAGAAAAGGAUGUGUCAAAGAGACUAUACUAUGUCAUAAGGGAACAAAAUUGGGAAUAUUUGGCUGAUUAUCCAUGGUUGAACCAAGCUUUGCAAAUAUUGUUUGGUUCGUUUAAUUUUGAAAACAGGAUUGAAUUUGUUGCCGAUGAGAACAAGUUGGCUCCAAUUGAAGCUUUCAAAUUUCCCGAAUCGGAUUCAAUGGAGGUGGAUGCGAAUGAGAAAUUAAGUGAAAUGCUUCAAACACAUUCAGCGUUUUUGCAAGCUGUGAGCGAGAUCAAGGCAAAAGACGUGUUUGAGCCUUUGGUUGAUAUGUUUUACCAAAGUAGUGAAACAAUCCACCGAACAUGGUCAGCCAUAUUUCCGAUCGUUUUCCAAUCUAUACCAAGAUCAGAACAUUUGGACUUUACCAGAUAUUUGGUGAUCCUAUUGUCAAAGGAUUAUCACACCCGUCAAACUGAUUUACGCCCAAAUGUGAUUCAGUGUUUGUUGGAGGGAGUCGCUCGUUGUUACACACUUCAACUUCCACCGUUUGCUAUUGAGUGUCUUGCUGCCAAUUUCGACGCUUGGUCACAAGGGCUUCAACUAUUGGAGAAUAUUAAUGAAGAGGCUGUUCAUGCUAAUUCUGAUGUGAGAGAGGUUGUACAAGAUGCAUUAUUAAAGUUGUAUGCAACCUUGAAAGAGGAUGAUAUGUUUUAUGGUCUUUGGAGAAGAAGAGCUAAAUAUAACGAAACAAUAAGUGCAUUAUCAUAUGAGCAGAUUGGUCUUUGGGACAAGGCCCAACAGUUAUACGAAUCAGCACAAAUUAAGGCACGAAGUGGAUCAUUGCCAUAUGGCGAAGCUGAGUAUGCCUUGUGGGAGGAUCAUUGGAUUUUGUGUUCUGAAAAACUUCAGCAGUGGGAUAUUCUCACUGACUUGGCAAGACACGAGGGGUUUUCAGACCUAUUAUUGGAAUGUGGAUGGAGAGUUGCCGAUUGGUAUAAUGAUAGAGAAACUUUGGACCAAACAGUCAAGAAUGUUAUGGAUGUUCCAACACCUAGACGACAGGUCUUUCAAACAUUCUUGUGUUUACAAGGUUUCGGCCAAGAGAAGGAAACUUUGCAAGACUUAUCCAAAUUGUGUGACGAAGGUAUUCAACUUGCGUUGAGAAAAUGGUACGGUUUGCCUAGAAGGUUUACCAAUGCUCAUAUUCCAUUGUUACACACAUUCCAACAAUAUGUUGAGUUUAUGGAAGCCAGUCAAGUUUAUUCGAGUUUGGUGACUACUAAUGCACAAAACUUGGAUGUAAAGUCUCAAGAAUUGAAAAGAGUGUUGCAAGUGUGGCGUGAAAGAUUGCCGAAUAUUUGGGAUGAUAUUAAUAUUUGGAACGACUUGGUUACUUGGCGUCAACAUGCCUUCCAAGUCAUCAAUAAGGUAUAUAUGCCAUUUAUUCCAGUGUUGCAGCAAUCUAAUUCAGGAAGCAACGCUAAUUCAUAUGCUUAUCGUGGUUUCCAUGAAAUUGCUUGGGUCAUCAACAGGUUUGCUCAUGUUGCAAGGAAACACAACAUGCCUGACGUUUGUAUAAAAGAGUUGACUAGAAUCUAUCAAUUGCCAAACAUUGAAAUUCAAGAAGCGUUCUUGAAAUUGAAGGAACAAGUCAAAUGUCACUACCAGAAUCCUAACGAAUUAAAUACGGGUCUUGAUGUUAUUAGUAACACCAACUUGGUUUAUUUUGCCACUCAGCAAAAGGCUGAAUUCUUUACCCUUAAGGGGAUGUUUUUGAAUAAAUUGAAUCAAAAGGACGAGGCUAAUAAGGCGUUUGCGACAUCGGUACAGAUUGAUCUUAACUUACCAAAAGCUUGGGCAGAAUGGGGAACGUUUAAUGACCGCCGCUUUAAGGAGAACCCUAGUGAUAUGGUGUAUGCGAACAACGCUAUCAGUUGUUACUUACAAGCGGCUGGUUUGUACAAAAACGGAAAGACAAGAAAACUUUUGGCGCGUAUUUUAUGGUUGAUUAGUUUGGAUGAUGCAUCAGGAACUUUGGCACAAGCAUUUGAAAAUUUCAGAGGUGAAGUUCCAGUUUGGUAUUGGAUCACAUUCAUCCCGCAAUUGCUCACAUCUUUAUCACACAGAGAAGCAAAAUUGGCAAAACAAGUGUUGGUGAGAAUAGCUAAAAGCUAUCCGCAGGCUUUACAUUUCCAAUUGCGUACGACAAGGGAAGAUCUUGCUGCCCAACAACGUCAAGCCAUUGAAAUUGCGCGUCAAAAAGCAGCGGCCGCAGCUGCUACGUCAGCAUCAAGUCAGAGUCCAAGUGAAGGUGAUAAAGAAAAUGGUAGUGCAAACAACAAGCCUGAGUCGCAGAAUGGAGGGCAAUAUUCGCCACAAGCUGAACCAGCUCCAUCUCAAUCGCCAUCACAACCAAACUCGCAGUCCGGUCAGCCACCAUCUCGUCCACAAUCUCAAUCACAAAAUCCUGUCCCAAUUUCAGUACCCCUAUCAGUUCGUCAACCUUUGGAACAUGUAGAGGAGAUUAUGGCUAUCUUGAAAACGGCAUAUCCAUUGUUAGCUUUGUCUUUGGAAUCAUUGGUUGAUCAAAUUAAUCAAAGGUUCAAGUGCACGGCAGAUGAAGAUGCUUAUAGGCUUGGUGUGGCCUUGCUUAAUGAUGGUGUUCAAUAUUUGAAUAGAUUGGGCAACCCCAAGGACGAUGCCAAGUUACCACCAAUUACAGAAGCUAAUAUUACAAGAUUUGCCGAAACGGUAUUGCCUAAGCAGAUUCGUGCUGAAUUUGAAAAGGAUUUGGUGCAUUCGAAACCCAAUUUGGAAACGUAUAUCACCAAAUUAAGGAAAUGGAGAGACAGAUUAGAAGAUAAAUUGGACAGAAGAUUUACCAAAGUAAAUUUGGAAAAUUUGUGUCCUCACUUGAGUGAGUUCCAUCAUCAAAAGUUUGAGGAGAUUGAAAUUCCAGGACAAUACUUGUUGAAUAAGGAUAAUAAUAGUCACUUUGUCAAGAUCGAGAGGUUCUUACCAACCGUUGAUUUAGCCCGUGGUACUAGUGCUUGUUAUAAGAGAUUGAGAAUUAGAGGUCAUGAUGGUAGCUUGCAUACAUUUGCUGUCCAAUUUCCAGCUGCACGUCAUUGUCGUCGUGAAGAAUCAGUAUUUCAAUUGUUUAGAAUCUUCAACGAUAGUAUCUCGAGGAAAGUUGAAACUAGAAGAAGAGAUAUUCAGUUUACAUUACCAAUUGCUGUUCCCCUUUCACCACACAUUAGAAUUGUUAAUGACGAUGUCAACGAUAUCACCUUGCAAAAGAUUUAUGAGGAUUACUGUAAGAAGAACGGAAAGAGUCGUGACGAGCCGUUUAUAUACACCGUGGAGAAACUAAGAGCAGCAUUUGAUCAUAGAUUGCCCAAGCCGGAUUUGGCAAGUAUCCGUGUUGAGAUAUUAAGUGCUAUUCAAACAUUGCUUGUACCAUCUACUGUUUUGAAAGAUUACUUUUUGCAACUUUAUCAAAGAUUUGAUGACUUCUGGUUGUUCCGUAAACAAUUCACUUCACAAUACGCUUCAUUCAUAUUCACAACGUAUAUGAUGUGUGUCAAUGCAAGACAACCACAAAAGAUCCAUGUCAAUAAAGGUUCAGGAAAUGUUUGGACAUCAGAUAUGUUACCUUGCAAGAUGCCAAAUAGACACGAUAGCAACAACCCUCAACCUAAACCAACACCGAUGUUUGUGAAUGCAGAACAAGUUCCUUUUAGAUUGACGCCAAACAUUCAAAAGUUGAUUGGUGAAAGUGGUUUGGAGGGAAUUUUGGCAGUUUAUGUAUUGUGCAUUGCUAGGGCGUUAUUGGAACCUGAAUCUGAUUUGGAACAAUAUUUGACACUCUAUAUUAGAGAUGAGGCAAUAGCUUGGUUGGCACAAGGUGGUGGAGAUAAAAACGGUACUGUUGCUGGUCAAGAUAAACAACUACGUGACGUAGUCAAAUUGAAUGUCGAUAGUAUCAUCAAGAGGGUAAUGACAAUGGGUCAUGUAUCUCCCGGUGGCGGUGUUGCUACGCAAAAUGUGUUGGAAUUGAUUUCACAAGCUGUCAAUCCUCGUAACUUGGCUGCUGCCGAUACCUUAUGGAUGGCAUACUUUUAG